Chilo suppressalis (striped riceborer) is the source of this 10968-nucleotide messenger RNA. The record is from the annotation of a GenBank genome assembly. Lineage: Eukaryota; Metazoa; Arthropoda; Insecta; Lepidoptera; Crambidae.
UGCGCGGGCGCUUGUAUAUGUCCGUCCAUUGAUAAAGCUCGCGAUUUUAGCGGUUAGUAACGAGCGUGCCGCCGACCAGAGCGGUCGUGCCCGUGAUUAUCCCGCGACUUUCGAGACCAGUUAUCGAACCCGCACGCUCGGCGCCCGAGUGCCCCGGCCUCUCUCCAGUGGCAUGGGUGAUGGUGCCAAGAUGACAAUGUGGUGGUUGGUGGCGGUGGUGGCGCUGCUGGCGCUGGCCGCAGCCGAGCCGCGCUACCCGGCCAGCACGCACCGCCCGCGGCACUGGCAGCGCGGCGUGCGCACGCUGGACGAGCGCUCGCACAGACAGUUCGUUGGCCCACACGUGUGCCGGAGUCGCAACAGCACGCAUUGCUGUCCCGGGUGGACCUCUAGGCCCAACUCUCUACUCUGCGUAGUUCCGCUUUGCCGGCCGGAGUGCGGCUCGCCAGAGUUCUGCAUCGCGCCCAACAUGUGCCGCUGCCCGAGCGGUGUCGAGGCGCCGUCCUGCAACCCCGGGGGAAUACAUCCCUACUCGCCGCGCACGCGCGGCGGCUGCCGGCGUAUCUGCAUGAACGGCGGCACCUGCACCAACGGCACUUGCGCCUGCGCGCCUGGUUGGAGCGGGGAAUUCUGCACUGACCCGAUUUGCCGCGAGCCGUGUCUGCACGGCGGGCGCUGCAUUGCGCCGGACCGCUGCGUGUGCUUUCACGGCCUCUCCGGCACGCGCUGCGAGAUCGACAGAAGAACUGGGCCGUGCUACACUGACACGCGCGGUGCUCUAUGCACGGGCGCGCUGGAGGGCGUGGUGUGUACGCGGCAGCUUUGCUGUGCCACCGUGGGCGUCGCGUGGGGGCACCCCUGCGAGCGCUGCGCCGACCUCGACUGCCCCGCCGGACACCUGCGCAACCUGGCCACCAAGGAGUGCCAGGACAUAGACGAGUGCGCCGCGGUGCCGGGUUUGUGCGCGGGCGGCAAGUGCGUGAACUCGGUGGGGUCCUUCGCGUGCGAGUGUCCGCCCGGCCAGCGCCGACACCGCGUCACCAACAACUGCGAGGACAUCGACGAGUGCGAAGACCCCGACAUAUGCCCGAAUGGAAAAUGUGUGAACACUGAAGGGGACUAUUACUGUCACUGCAAUCCUCACUUCAUUCCCAGUCCAGACAAAAAGUUUUGUAUCGACGGGCGUGUGGGCAGUUGCUUUACGUACAUCAGCGAGACGGGCGAGUGCUCGGACCGUCUGUCGGUGCAGCUGUCCAACCGCGACUGUUGCUGCGGGUUCAACAUGGGCCGCGCCUGGGGAGAACUCUGCACGCCCUGCCCGCCGAGAGGCUCCAUGGAGUGGUCCCACUUGUGCGGCGGUAUACCGACAAAAUGGCGACGGAACAACACAGGCGGCUACGAUGACGGCGGCGGCAACGGCGGUAACGGCGGUAAUGGUGGAAAUGGCUUCAAUGGCGGUGGAGAUGGAGGGGACGAUUAUGAACCGCCUUCAAUUGCCAAAAUUAACGAGUGUAUGCUGCGCACAGGCAUCUGUGGCCUCGGUGACUGCGUCGACAAGGACCCGGGCUAUAAUUGUAACUGCUGGGAAGGCGCUGAAAAGAACGAACGCGACGGAAAUCCAAUCUGUAUUGACAUCGACGAGUGCGCCCUCGGCUACUGCAAGGGCGGAAUAUGUACUAAUAAUAUUGGUUCCUUCGAUUGUAGAUGUCCUCCUGGUUUCGACCCUGUUGACAACAAUCGAAGGUGCAGCGAUCAGAAUGAGUGUGAAGUGACCAAUGGAGCAAUGUGUACUAACGGAAUAUGCCGGGGCACUGCUUCUGGUUACGAGUGCGUGUGCAACCCCGGCUACGAGUCAACUGAGACCGGGCACGCGUGCCGCGACGUGGACGAGUGCCGCGCGUCGGGCGGCGGCGUGUGCCGGCGCGGGCGCUGCCGCAACCUGCCCGGCUCCUACGACUGCCAGUGCGACCCCGGCUACGAGUCCGUGCCGGGCGGAUACUGCAGCGACAUCGACGAGUGCGCCGACAAGGCCGUCUGCAAGGGCGGAAGAUGCGUCAACAUGGAGGGGUCCUUCCAAUGCGUUUGCGAGGCGGGGUACCGCCUGACGGCGGACCGCGGCGCGUGCGUGGAUGUGGACGAGUGCUCGGAGCAGCGCGUGUGCCGCAACGGGCGCUGCCACAACACGCCCGGCUCCUUCCGCUGCGAGUGCCUGCCCGGCUUCACGCUCAGCGCCGACGGCCGCACCUGCCUCGAUGAAGUUCAAGAUUUAUGUUACGAAAAAUAUGAAGAUGGACAGUGCUCUGGGCCCGGUAACAGUCCAGUUACCAGGUCACAGUGUUGCUGCAGUUCCAGCAAAGGUUUACAUCUGGGCUGGGGCGUGUCCUGUAAACAAUGUCCCGCAAAAGGCUCCAAAGACUACGAGAUUCUUUGCCCUGAAGGCCAGAGUAAAGAUAACGGUGGUGCAGACAUCAACGAAUGCAACGUCAUUCCGGGCAUAUGCCAGCAUGGCACCUGCGAGAACCUCGACCCUGGCUUCCGAUGCAUAUGCGAUCCUGGGUUCCAUUCCGAUGCCGACGGAAUCUGCAAGGAUAUAGAUGAAUGUGAUAUGCACCAAUCGUUGUGCACGGGCGGCCAAUGCCGUAACACUUUAGGAAGCUUCACGUGCGUUUGCCCACCCGGCACUCGGUACGAGCCUGACGAGCAAAUCUGCCGAGACAUAGACGAAUGCGAUGAACAAUCGAACCCGUGCGAGAACGGUCGCUGCAUCAACACGCACGGCAGCUACGAGUGCGAGUGUGAACAUGGAUUCGUGUUGGAUGCCACUGCUCAGCGUUGCAUCGACAACCGUCGCGGGUCGUGCUGGCGGCGCGUGGUGGACGGCCAGUGCGAGGGCGCGGCGCCGCGGCCGCUGCUGCGUCAGGAGUGCUGCUGCUCCGUGGGGCUCGCCUGGGGCUCCCCCUGCGAGCCCUGCGACCUCGACCACUGCCCCUGCCCCAAGGGGUUCGCCAAGUUGGACGGCGUCAACUGUCGGGACGUGGACGAGUGCACCCUGGACUCGGGCUUGUGCAUCGGGGGCUCGUGCGUCAACACCGACGGCUCCUAUCGCUGCGAGUGCCCUCCUGGACUGGUGCUGGAUCCCUCUGGCAACCGUUGCGUGGACUCACGGCGCGAAAUGUGCUACACUGAGUACAUGGGCGGGCGGUGCUCAGGGGCACUGCAGGCGCCCGUACUGCGCGCCGUCUGCUGCUGCUCCGCGCUGGGCCGCGCCUGGGGCGACGCGCGCUGCGACCCCUGCCCCAAGCGAGGCACGGAUGCGUUCCGUAACUUGUGCAUGCUGGGAGCAGUAGACGGUCCGUCAGGGACUUGGGAUCGUCCGGUUGAUGGUUUCGGAAACAUGACGGAUAUCUGGGUCCCCAUGCAGCCCAUAGGACCCAACGACGGAGGCCCCGGCGACGACAAUGGCUGGCCGGACAACCCUUGGCCCCCGGGACACACUCCCGACAACAGCGUUGUGCCCAAGGAGAUGGACGUCAACGAAUGCUCCGCUUUCCCUGGCCUCUGCGGUCACGGGCGUUGCAGAAACAUGAUGGGCACUUUCGUUUGCGACUGCUUCCCUGGCUAUGAACCGGAUUCGAAGAACCACACAUGCGUGGAUGUGAACGAAUGCGAGAUCGUGUCAGACGUGUGCGGCGCCGGCGAGUGUCGCAAUAACGAGGGCAGUUUCUCUUGCCACUGUCGAGCGGGACAUAGGGCCGACGAGAUAUCCAAGGUUUGCGUCGAUAUCAACGAAUGCGCGGAGGACAUAGGUCUGUGUCGAGGGGGGCGCUGCGUGAACACGGCGGGCUCGUUCCGCUGCGAGUGCGCGCCCGGCAUGGAGCUGGCGCCCGACCGCCUCUCCUGCAAGGACAUCGACGAGUGUUCCAUCACUUCAGGAAUAUGCAGUAACGGCGCGUGCGAGAAUCAGAUGGGAACGUACCAAUGCGUGUGCGACGAAGGUUAUGCGCAGCUGACGGUCAAGUCCCACUGCGAGGACAUCGACGAGUGCGCCGAGGACCCGACGCGAUGUCAGCAUGACUGCGUCAACACGCCUGGCUCUUACCACUGUACCUGCAAGGACGGCUGGCAACUACGAGCGGACGGGAGAACGUGCCGCGACGUGGACGAGUGCCGCAGCGGCGCGCGCGUGUGCGGCGGCGGCACGUGCCGCAACACGCCCGGCGGGUACGCCUGCCAGUGCGGCGACGGCCUGCUGCCCGUCGACGGGGACCGCCCCACCUGCCGCGACAUCGACGAGUGCGCCGACAUCCGCGACUUGUGCGGCGCAGGCACGUGCCAGAACACGAUCGGAAGUUUCGUGUGCCGAUGCCCCGACGGAUACAGCGUGAAGCCCGAGCAAGGCCCCGCCUGUACCGACGACGACGAGUGCGAGCUUGGCACCUGCGACUGCCACCCCGCCGCCGACUGUAUCAACCUGCCCGGUUCCUUCCAAUGCCGGUGCCGGGAUGGGUGGCGCGGCGACGGAUCGGAAUGUGAGGACGUGGACGAGUGCGUCACCAACAACGGCGGCUGCCACCCGCGCGCCGUCUGCACCAACACCGACGGCUCCUUCAUGUGCCUCUGCGACACCGGCUACAAGGGCGACGGGUACUCGUGUGUGGACAUUGACGAAUGCGCGAAUGAUCCCACCCUGUGCGAGAACGGCCACUGCACCAACACGCCCGGCGGGUACGCCUGCGACUGCGACGUGGGCUUCACCAAGUCUCCCGACGAGAAAUCUUGUCUCGAUAUGGAUGAGUGCGCCACAUUCGACAACGUGUGCGUGUUCGGUGUGUGCGUCAACACAUACGGCAUGUUCAAGUGUAUCUGCGACAAGGGAUAUCAGUCCGAUAACGUCGACGAACUGAUGCCUGGAUUCAACUGCACGGACGUGGACGAGUGCAAGUCGCCGCAGUCGUGCCAGUACGGCGAGUGCCUCAACACGCAGGGCUCCUACAUCUGCCGCUGCCCGCCAAACUACGAGCUCGUGUCCGACGGCACUGCAUGCUUCGAUUCAAGGAAGGCUCGUUGCUAUGGCAACGUAGAUCUGCGCUCGGGAACUGAACGCUGCCAUGAUAGGGACGAGCUGUCUGAAGAUGGAACCAUGGCAGCUUGCUGCUGCUCAGUUGGUGCCGCAUGGGGUAAUUAUUGUGACCUGUGUCCUGAACCUGGAUCCGAAGAGUACCGACAACUGUGUCCAGGUGGCCCAGGAUAUCAACCUGUUCUGGAACCUCCUUCGUACGUAGUAACACUGGCCGACAUCGACGAGUGCGAGCAGCACCCGGCGCUGUGCGAGCACGGCACGUGCACUAACACGUUCGGGUCGUUCGUGUGCACGUGCGGCGACGGCUGGCUGCUGGCUGACGACGAGCAGCGCUGCAUCGACGUCGACGAGUGCGCCGAGCCCGACAUAUGCGGCGUCGGCAUCUGUCGGAAUAUGCCUGGCUCGUAUGUGUGCCUCUGUCCGGAGGGAUACGUGCCCAUGCCGAGCAAUAAGGAGUGCGUGGACAUCCGCCAGCGGCAGUGCUACCUGGAGUGGGACGAGGAGAGCGGGCGGUGCUCGAACGCGGCGGGCGCGCCGCAGACGCGGCACGUGUGCUGCUGCUCCGCGGGCCGCGCGUGGGGCGCGCCCUGCUCGCGGUGCCCGGCGCCCGGCGCGCCCGACCACGUGGCGCUGUGCGGCGCGCGCCCCGGCCAGUACGUCAACCCCGUCACCAACGAGACGCGCCGCAUCAACGAGUGCGACAUCAUGCCGCAGCUGUGCAAGCCCGGCCUCUGCCACGACACCGCCGACGGGUUCACGUGCGGCUGCGACCACGGUUACGAGCACGACAACACGUCGCAUUUAUGCCGAGACAUCGACGAGUGCGUCCUAGGCGUUUCCCGCUGCCGUGGGAUGGCGCAGUGCGUCAACACGCCCGGCAGCUACGAGUGCCGCUGCCCGCCCGGAUACCGGCUCAUGGCCGACAUAGAAGAGUGCGAAGACGUCGACGAGUGCGCCGACCGACGCCUCUGCGACCACGGCGACUGCAGGAACACCGUGGGCUCCUUCAGAUGUGAUUGCCAACCCGGUUACACGCUGCGCGACAACGUGUGCCGGGAUGUGGACGAGUGCUCGCGGCCGCGGCCGAUGUGCCGCAACGGCACCUGCGAGAAUCUUCCCGGCUCCUACGCCUGCCACUGUGACGAGGGGUUCAAGCCCGGACCUAAUAAUGAUUGCAUUGAUAUAAACGAAUGUCGCGAGGGCGGCAUGGUGUGCCGCAACGGGAGGUGCCGCAACACGGUGGGCUCGUUCCGCUGCGAGUGCGCCGCCGGCUACACGCUGACGGGAGAUGGCCGCAACUGCCGUGACGUCGACGAGUGCACGGAACUACCCCACCCUUGUGGGAGAGACGGAUCGCCUUCAUGUACCAACACUAAUGGCGGAUACGAAUGCUCGUGUGGCGAAGGAUGGCGUCUUCACGGUCGACGCUGCGAGGACAAGGACGAAUGCAAGGAGUUGCCCUACGCCUGCGCGGGCGGCGAGUGCCACAACUUCAAUGGAUAUUACAAGUGUGACUGUCCACCGGGCUGGCGGUUCGAUAAGCCGGCGGCGGUGUGCGUGGACGAGCGCUCGGAGAUGUGCUACGACGAGUACGCGGCCGGCCGCUGCCACCGCGCGAGACCGCUGCGGCUCUCCAGGCCCGAGUGCUGCUGUUCCGAAGGUGCAGCAUGGGGCACAUAUUGCGAGCGCUGUCCUCCACCGGAAUCGCCUGAGUUCCACCGUAUCUGCCAAGGUGGAAUGGGACGCCCCAACUUUACACAGGAUCUAGACGAGUGCAAGGUCCGUCCGGACGUAUGCCGCGACGGUCGCUGCGUGAACACGGACGGGUCGUUCCGCUGCGAGUGCGCGGCCGGGUACACGCUGGACGCCACCGGGCUCGCGUGCGUCGACGCCGACGAGUGCGCCGCCGACCCGCGCGUGUGCGGGAACGGGACCUGCACCAACCUGCAGGGCGGCUACCAGUGCACCUGCAACCGGGGCUUCACCGAGGGAUCCGAUCACACGUGCGUGGACAUCGACGAGUGCGCGGAGGGGCGCGCUAUGUGCUCGUGGCGGUGCCACAACACGCUGGGCUCGUUCCGCUGCACGUGCCCGUACGGGUACGCGGCCGCGCCCGACGGCGUGCACUGCCGCGACAUCGACGAGUGCGCCGCCGACCCGCCGCCCUGCCCGCACGCCUGCGAGAACACCGUCGGCUCCUACAUCUGCAAGUGUGCGGAAGGAUUCCGUCGUGUGCUCUCCCUCCCGCACGACGCCGCAGACGCGUGCGAGGACGUUAACGAGUGUGACGAGAACCCGGAGCUGUGCGCGCCCGGCGUGUGCGUCAACAGCGACGGCGGCUUCCUGUGCGACUGCGACGCCGGCUACGAGCCCAGCGCCGACGGGAGGGCGUGCCAAGAUCGCCGAACUGGCAUGUGUCACCGAUCACUUGUAUCGGGUCGUUGCACGCCUGAGCCAUGGCCUUCUAGGAUAUCAUCCUCUACGCCUGCUCUGCCACAACAUGUUACAAAGGCCCAGUGUUGCUGCACAUUAGGUGCUGCUUGGGGGCCAGAGUGUGAGAUCUGUCCCGCACACGGCACGCCGGAACGCGCGCAACUGUGUACGCCUAAUAACGUCAACGGAGGCGGUGGCGGCGGCGGCGGCGGCGGAGGAGGCGGAGGCACUGGCGGUGGCAACAACGGCGGUGGCAAUGGCGGUAGCAACGGCGGCAGCAUCGGCGGCGGUGGCGGCGGGGCCAGCUUCAUCCCUGGCGGUGACCACACCGGUAUUGGUGGUGGCGGAGUCUUCCCUGAUAUAUACGGAGAUGUGGACGAAUGCGCCGCCAUGCCCGGCCUGUGUGCGCCCGGCAGAUGUGUCAAUACUAUCGGCAGUUUCCGUUGCGUAUGCGGCCGCGGCUACCGCGCCUCGGGCGACAUCUGCGCGGACAUCGACGAGUGCGCGUCGCGGCCGCGGCCGUGCUCGCAGACGUGCCGCAACACGGAGGGCUCGUACGUCUGCGAGUGCCGCGCCGGCUACGAGCUCGACGACGACGCCGCCGACUGCCGCGACGUCGACGAGUGCGCGCGCGGAACGCACACAUGCCAGCAGACCUGCACUAAUACGGAUGGCUCGUAUGAAUGCUCCUGCUUAGACGGGUACGAGAAGAGAGGCGACGCCUGUGUCGACAUCAAUGAAUGCCACGAGGAGGGCAUAUGCCCCCCGCCCGGCAAGUGCGUGAAUCUGCUGGGGUCGUAUCGCUGCGUGUGCCCGCGCGGGUUCCGGAUGAGCCUGGACGGGCGCUGCGUGGAUCGGGACGAAUGUGAAGACGGUCGAUGUCAGGCGCCUUGUAGAAACUACGCCGGUGGAUACCGCUGCGACUGCCCCGCCGGCACGGUGCGUUCCGGCACUACUUGCGUGCCUACGGACGCGUGCGCGGGCGGCGUGUGCGGCGCGUCGCCGUGCUUCCCCGUGGGCGGCGCCUACCGCUGCGGCUGCCCCAGCGGCUACGGGUGGGACGCCACGCACGCCGUCUGUCUGCAGUUGGCCGGCGGGUGCGCAACAGCGAGCUGCCUGUUCGGAUGCCAAGCAUUAGGGUCCGGUUUCGAAUGCGGCUGCCCCGCCGGCUACCGGCUCGUGGGCGCCGGGCACUGCCUCACCGCGCUGGACGCUGGCCUGCCACCUGAUGACAUCGGCGGCGCGCCCGUAUUCCCGCUCACCGAUCAGUACCGCCUGCAGCCCGCGCGCGACCUGCUCUCCAACGAGGGCUGCUUCAGCUGCAAGGUGAAUGGUCGUCAUCGACGAGCACCCGAAGAAGGCAUCGUGUUCGCGAACGGAACCACCAUUGUCAGAAAACGCAAGCGACGCAGUAGACGUCGCCGCUCCCUACUGGAGCCGGAAGCAGAACUGAUAGUUAUCCGAGCUACCCCGCGUCAGACUUGGGGCCGCGCGCCUCUCCUGCGCCUCGUACCAGCGGAGGGCGGCGGGCGCGCGCAUUACCGCAUCGCCUACGGAGACGAUAACAAGGACUUCGUUCUAUCCAAGCGCGACGGCGCGUGGGCGCUGCGACUACGGCGACACCUCAACUCCCAGACGGUGCUCAAGAAGCAGCUGGAGGUGGAAGCCAGGUUCGUCCCCGCCCCGCAGGGCCCGCGACCUGACAGACGCGGUAAGAGGCAGAUCGACCUGAACACCCCCGCGCCUAUGAGGCUGUACGUCACCGUUGAUAUCGCGCCGGCUAAACAUUGAUCGAACUUGUGAAUCGGGUUGCCACCAUUCCUGUGUCCCUAAUAGUGAAGCGCCAACAGAAAAGUUUUAUCGAAAAAUAUGUAAUUUUGUUUUUUUGAAAGUCGAUUUGUGCAUUACCGACAACCGACGAAUCAAAGGUGAAUAGUUAAGUAUUGCAUCUGUUGAGGUGGCAACCCCAAUACGGACCGUUUAUUGUCGUGUCGAACCAGCUCUAAUAUUCACAAAUGACAGGUAAUUACGUACCAUUUCAUUGUUUUGUCUAUAUAUAUUUUUUUGAUAAAUGACCGUGAAUGAAAUAAGAUUUAACACCGUUUGAAAUCGUUUGUGAAUAUGAACGCUGUUCCACGAACACGGCGAAAACAACAGUUUUAUUUUUAUUUUAUGACAUGGAAAUCUAACUAAUACGACAAAUAAGUAGCCCUAACUACAUUUUUUAUAAUAACCCUUUGCUAUGAUCGAUAGGGACGCACCGGGCGAUCUCUUGAUAUCGAUCAACGAUUCGCAGUUUCGUAGAUGCAUAGCUAACAAUGAGGCGCUUGAUACGACGAAAUAUAAGAUUUGCAAUAAAAACAUUCACUUUAGUCGUAAAGUUAAGAUCAAUGUUAUGUAAAUAAGUUUAGAUUUUUUACAAAAACUUUUGCUACUAAAGUCACUGCCACGUUUUAUUCAGUCAUUAAUAAAUAGCAAACUGCCACUUAAGUUGUGAAAUGCCAUUUCGUUAUGAGAAUAUUAUAAAAUAAAUUCUAAAUCCUAUUCAAACGUGUAAGAGAGUAAUAAAUGUUAUUUUUUAAUGUUACGAAGUGAGUAAAUCGAUGACGAGGCUAGUCUUACAGAUUUAGUGAAGCUGGAUAUGAAUUGCCUUCUUUGAUACUGUAAUAGUGUAGGAAAUCAAAGUCAUUGAUAAAUUGUUGAUGUGCACGCUCCAUUUGGAUCGUCGAAACGUUAGGACGAUCUCGUUGGCAGUAUUAAAUUGUGUGAAUUGUUUGAAUGCAUAAUAUUUUUAUCUAGUUAGUUGAAAUAAUAUAUAGCAAUUACCGUCGUUGUAAGCCUAUUAUAAAUAACAAAUUUUAUCAAUAAGAUUUUAGCUGCGAUUGUCGAUACAUAGCCUUGUAAUGAAGUUACAUCACUAUUUGCCAUCGGAAGACCAGUGAGUGUACAGAAAACAGUACACUAAACGUAGAAUUUUCUCAAUUGAAUUAAGACACUACCUUUAGUGCAUUAAGACUUAAUAUCAAUUGAAGAAAUUUAUAAAUUUCGGAUAACAUAAUUUUCUGUUGUAUGUACCUACUAAAAAUAAAUACCUUAGUAAUAAAUGAACGAAUAAGAUAACUAUUUAUUAAUAUUCUCAUUAUUAACGUAAGCUAGAAAUAUGAAUCUAAUAUUUUUGUGAAAAUAUUUUAUAUUUUCUUAUGUAUUUAUACUGAUCAUAAUAAAAAUCAUAUUUUUUGGUUGGUCAAAGUACAAAAGUAAAUGUAAUAGAAUUGUUGAGUUUAAUAUUUUACAAUUUAUAAUUAAAUACAAUUACAAUCUUAUCUUAGAAUUGUUUAAUUUUGUAAAUAUGUGUAUACAAAUAAAAAUGAUAAUAUAAAAUCUUAGUUUUGUAUAAGAAAUGAUUAACUUUCAUAGGUUUUAUCAGUCAAAUCAUGAAAAUAAAAAUUAUAAAC